AUGGAAAACCAGGUAGUUCUGCUGCAAGGAUCAAUCAAACAGCCAAUCUUCAGUUGUAAGUUUAGUAAAGACAGGGUUUCUCAGAUGGAUUCACUGAGCACUUACUGGUCUGGUUCAAACGAUGCGUCUGACUUAAACGGUGGGAGGCGAGAGAGAAAAGGGUGGAAGGUGAAGAUACAUGAUCUAUCUGGCUCAGCUGUAGCUGCAGCCUUCAUAACAACUCCCUUUGUUCCAUCUUCAGGUUGUGAUUGGGUUGCCAGAUCCAACCCUGGAGCUUGGUUGAUUGUCCGUCCCGAUGUUGGUGGAUCCGAGAGCUGGCAGCCGUGGGGAAAACUCGAAGCAUGGCGCGAGCGCGGCAUUAAAGACACUGUAUGCUGCAAAUUUCAUCUUCUAUCCGAACCACAAGACGGAGGCAACUUUCUUAUGUCUGAAAUACAUAUAAAUGCCGAAAAGGGUGGUGAGUUUUUCAUAGAUACCGAAAAACACAUGAGAACUGUGACUUCUGCGGCAAGUCCAAUUCCUAGUCCACAAAGUAGCGGAGACUUUGGCGCACUUAGUCCAGUUGUUGGAGGUUUUGUCAUGAGCUGUAGAGUUCAAGGUGAAGGAAAGCGUAGCAAACCGUUAGUCCAGCUGGCAUUGCGACACGUGACAUGCGUGGAAGAUGCUGCAAUCUUCAUGGCGCUUGCAGCAGCCGUUGACCUCAGUAUCGAGGCGUGUAAACCUUUCCAAAGGAAGAUCCGAAGAGGGUUUCGAAACUCUAUGUGA
Vicia faba (fava bean) is the source of this 765-nucleotide messenger RNA. The record is from the annotation of a GenBank genome assembly. NCBI's taxonomy places the organism in Eukaryota, Viridiplantae, Streptophyta, Magnoliopsida, Fabales, Fabaceae.